Molecule: messenger RNA, 759 nt
Organism: Saccostrea cuccullata (small rock oyster)
Lineage: Eukaryota; Metazoa; Mollusca; Bivalvia; Ostreida; Ostreidae
Product: putative nuclease HARBI1
Exons: 2
Source: RefSeq, a predicted model, not a curated record
UGGGCCAGGCUUGGAUUUCUCGAAAAAAUCUUAAGUUAAAUCUCAGACUUAAGUCUGAGUUUUUACUCAAAUUUCUGAGAAAAAUCUCAAAUUUGAGUAAACUCAAAAAAUUGCAUUUCUCGAAAAAACUUAAGUAAUUUUUCUAACUCAAACUCAGAAUAAACUUAAGUUACCUUCUUAGUAGACUUAAGUCCUUUAAAAAAAUCUCAAAUAUGCCUGUAAAAAACAGAAGACAGCGUCGUCGUCGCCGACAUCGUCAGCGUGUAGCUCACAACCGUUUGGUGGACAGGGAAAAUCCCUUAGAAGUCAUGACAGAAGCUGAGGUUUUUCAGAGAUUUCGAUUCAGGCCGGCAUCUGUGUUAUAUAUCGUAAAUCUCCUUGUUCCAUUCCUACAGCGUCAGACCCUAAGAUCCUGUGCUCUUACCCCUGUACUUCAAGUUCUCUUCACGCUUAGAUUUUUAGCUACCGGCGGCUUCUACUCUUUCGUAGCCGAUACAUUUUCCACAGUUUCUCCACCCUCCGUCUGCCGGGCAGUGAAAAACGUUUGCCAGGGAUUGUGCCAGAUAUCCAGACGAUUCAUCCAAAUGCCCACUGGUAAUCAGGCAGACGAAGUGAAAGGCAAAUUCCAUUCAAUAGCAGGUUUUCCUAACGUACUUGGUUGCGUGGAUGGCACAUUUAUUAAGAUUCAAGCUCCCUCCCAGAAUGAGUCAGAUUUCGUCAACAGGAAAGGGUAUCAUUCUUUAAAUGUACAGGUAAAAU